GGCAAGAAUAACCCUCCUCUUGUUACGCCCACUGAUGUCAUCAGUAACGUUGUCGGGGUCCUUUCAUCCAUGGUAACGUACCUUGAAAAGUAUGGAAGUGACACUUAAAAUGUUCUACGCUUAUCUGAAAAAAUUCUGAGGCGAGAUCUGCGUGUUAGGAAUGAUGAUUGUUUUUCCAGUUAAUUAUAUUCUUCUUUGCGGACAGGUUGUGCUAUUUCUAUGUAUCGUAUUGUUUCAUUGUACGUCGGUAAUAUACUCGCAGAACACCACGACUUCUGCCGCAAGUUUAACUGCUGGUUAUUUUCUAGCGGAGACUAGUACUGCGCAUCCUGUUUCCAACAGCAGUGCAGGGACUGGCAACAACACAUGGGACUACAAAGACCCUUUAUCACCGCUGAUUCUUUGUAGCUUCUUGCCUGAAGAGUUCAUUGAAUGUGAUGAGCCUGUUGAUCAUGCUGGAAAUGCAACAGCUCAGGCAGAAUUGGGCUAUGGAUGUGUGAAGUUCGGUGGACAGGCUUACAUUGAAGUCGAUCAUACACUUGUGCAGUGCAAGGCAUUGGAUGGAAUUGAGUGUGCAGGACCUCGAACAUUUUUGCGUGGGAAUAAACCCUGUAUUAAAUACACAGGACAUUACUUUGUGACUACUUUGCUGUACUCAUUCUUCUUGGGUUGCUUUGGCGUUGAUCGAUUUUGUUUGGGACACACUGGCACAGCGGUUGGGAAGCUGUUGACCUUGGGAGGUCUGGGCAUAUGGUGGUUUGUUGACUUGAUUCUCCUCAUCACUGGAGGGUUGAUGCCCAGUGAUGGGAGCAACUGGUGCACAUUCUACUGAAAAUGAGAGAAAACAUAAACACUGAAGACCUGAGGCAUUCCAAAUUGCAAUAGUCAUGUAUUACUGAAGAGCAGAGCUAUGGACAGCUGGGACUCCUCAUUGAUUGUAUGCUGGAUGGCUGUAUCAGAAAGGAAGCGCAUUUAUUUUCCUUUAAGUGAGAAGCACAAGUUUCAAACCAGACAAAUGUUUAUUUAACCUGGUUGAUUUCCAUUUCCAGUUAAUGGACAGUACUAGAAUUUAAUUGCUUUCAUUGCCAUUAUUUUGGAGUUUAUAAUACUUAAGUAUAAAUUUCCAAGAAAUAAAGCUGCAUUUAAUGAAGAAA
Protopterus annectens (West African lungfish) is the source of this 1154-nucleotide messenger RNA. RefSeq names its product TM2 domain containing 2 (gene TM2D2). The transcript has 4 exons. NCBI's taxonomy places the organism in Eukaryota, Metazoa, Chordata, Ceratodontiformes, Protopteridae. Bases 161 to 832 code for a protein of 223 amino acids. The record is from RefSeq and is a predicted model, not a curated record.